UCAAAUGUUAGUACCAAUAUAUAUUAAUUUAAGUAGAAUUGCAAGUAAACAAAUAUGUUGAUGGGUAUUAUAAAUGCUUGGUGGAUUUUUGUAUAUUUUAAUACGCUGCGUAAGUAACAGAACACCCCUCCUUGCGCCGAGGUGGUAGCACCACCCCAUCUGUUCAGCUCUUGUGAAAUUCUGAUUGAAACAGAUUGUAACUUGCUAGCUAGCACUCUCCGGACCGGGUUGGAAUGGCAACUGACUGGAUGGAACAUCAACAGCAACUUUUGUCAUUUAUUUGAAGGAAGUUUCAAUUAAGGAGGUUUUACACAAACCUUGAGGAAAUUAUUUCUAAUGUGAGAAACAAAGUUAUACAAUUUUCGGUCCGAAAAUGUCCCAGGGAUGUACAAUUUCUGUGGAAGAGAUCCAGUCUUGGUGGGAAGUCCCCGCCAUAGCCCACUUCUGUUCGCUGUUCAGGACUGCAUUCAACCUACCAGACUUUGAAAUUGAGGAGCUGGAAGAGGCGCUACAGAAGCAGGACACAGACUUUCUGGCUGAUCUCCUCGCCUCACUGCUGCAAGGAUGCUACCAGCGCACAGACAUCACUCCCCAGGCGUUCAGCAGUUAUCUGGACGACAUCAUCAACUACCGCUGGGAGCUGGAGGAGGGGAAGCCCAACCCCCUGCGCCAGGGGCCCUUUGAGGAGCUGACCCCGCGCACACAGGUGGAGCUGCUGCACAGGCUGUGUGACUACCGCCUGGACGCCGCAGACGUCUUUGACCUGCUCAAGGGCCUGGAUGCGGACAGCCUGCGCGUGGAGCCGCUGGGGCAAGAUGGGAGCGGUGCCCUCUACUGGUACUUCUAUGGUACCCGCAUGUACAAAGAGGAGCCGGUCAAGAGGAAGGCGGAGCAGCUCGAUGAAGCCCCUGAGAUAAAACCAACAGAGAAGAGGAAAAGGGGAAGACCACCAAAGAAGAAAGUGGAGGAGAUCCAGCUAAGUGAGGUGGAGAGCGAAGUGAAGAAGGAGAAUGGACUGGAAGGUCUACACUCAGGCACAGACCGGGAGCGCGGUGCCUGGUCCUUGGUGUGUGACACGGAGGAGCAGUGGGCCAGUCUGGCCGAGAGCAUCAGAGACAAAACGUCCCCCCAGGACCGCCACCUCUACCGCAUCAUCAGCCAGAACUUCCUCCCUGAGAUCAGCAGCAUGAUCGAGCACAAGGUGAAUGAGCAGAAGCAGAGGCUGCUGGACCCCACCCCAGUACGCAGCUCUUACCGGCUUUCUGAGAAACGCAUGAGCCAAGAGGAGGAGGACACGCUGCAGGCCAUAGCCAAUAGGGAGCAGCAGAAACAGAAGGAUGAGGACAUGGACAGGCAGGCCCUGCUGAUGGAGCAGAGACGAGAAGAGGAGAUGCUGCUGCAGGAGGAGCGCCAGAGAGAGGAGCUGGAGAGACUCCAAGCUGUGGAAGAGCGAGCGCGGCGGCGGAAACUGCGUGAGGAGAAGGCCUGGUUGAUAUCCCAGGGGAAGGAACUGCCCCCCGAACUGCUGCACUUGGAGCCCCACUCACCCAUUCGACGCUCCCGCAGGACAAAAGAGUUCUAUGAAAUUGAUGAUGAUUAUACGGCGUUGUACAAAGUGUUGGAGGCCCUGAGAGCCCACAAAGAUGCCUGGCCCUUCUUGGAGCCUGUGGAUGAAUCCUAUGCCCCCAACUAUAAUGCGGUCAUUCAGGCUCCGAUGGACCUAUCCACCAUCGAGACUAAGCUGAAUGAAGGGGAGUAUAUUACCAAGGAAGAGUUUGUGUCUGACAUGAAGCUCAUAUUUGAAAACUGCAUCGAGUACAAUGGGGAAGACAGCGAGUACAGCAUCAUGGCAGAAUCCCUGGAGCGUUGUUUCAGCCGGGCGCUACUGAAGCACUUCCCGUCGGAGGACGGCGACACGGACGAGGAGUUCCACGUGAGCGGCGAGGACCGUGAGAGAGACCGCAAGGAGAAAAGGCGAAGCAAAGGCAAUAAACAGGCAGGGCCAGAAAGCUUGAUCCGAGCCACCGAGCAGGCCUCACGCAAACGGACACAUCCAGGGGGCAAGGGCAGCACCCCAAUGGAGGAGGAGGGGAAUAAGCCAGCACAGCCACCCCCUCCUCCCCACUGGGCCAAUGGCCCCCCACACCCCCAUGGCAUACCUCAUGGACAGCCCCAUCCUGGGAACCUUUACUACCCAGCACAGCAGCAGCUCCAGCACCCCCCUAAUCCCCACGGCCCACACAUGUAUGGCCAGAGGAUGGACCCCGGCUACGCCUACCCUGGACAGGGACACAUGCCCCGGCCUGGGGAUCCCAAUGCUCAUCACAUGCCUCAACAUUACAACAUGCAGCCACACAUGCGGGAUGGACACCACGUUGGCCAUGGAUACCAAAUGGGGCCUGAUGGCCGGCCUCUUCAGCCACAGCACCACCGGCAGCAGCACCCCUACAUGGGUCCCACCCAUGGUCCCUCACUGGGCCCCCGUCCCGUGGCCCUCCAGUCUGGGGGCCUCUGCACCCCCAUGCCCGACAGCAGCAUGUACUUGUCCCGCCAGCGCACCAACGGCCACCCCCUACUCCCCGGAGGUAAUUGCUACCCCGGGCCUGACGUCCCACCACGACACAACUACCCAGCCUUCCAUCCAGGCAUGGGCAUGCCUCCUAACAUGUGGUCAGGGAUGAACCACCAAGGCCAGGAGAGGCCCAGUGGACCUGGGAAAAAAGUGCAAAAUAUGGCUAACCACCAGCAGCUCUCUUAUAACCCCGGGUGUCCUCGUCCCAUGGGCCCCAAACCCUGGCCAGAGCAGCCUGGGGGCCCCGGGGGGUACCCCUCUCAUCCCAAUGGACCCAUGGCCCUGCGGACCCCCAUGCCUCAUCAGGACUCCAGGCAGUGUCUGGCCUCCAUGCUGGAGAGCCCAGAGAUGAUUGCCCUGCAGCAGCUGUCUGCCUCCUCCACCGGACUCUCUGCUGGCUCCUCUCACCAGGACAUGGGCAACUUCCAGCAGCAGCCCCUACAGGGUGUUGGCAGCGCCCCAACUCACCCCUCGCAGUACCACCCUCCCCCUGAAAUUCAGCUGCUGCGUCCUGCCAGAGACAAUGGCCCGGACAGCCAGGCUGCCCAUCACGCAGAUUUGAAGCCGAAAGGGUCUACGUCAGAUCCCAAAACAUCCAACAACCAUGCAGGAGCUCGGGUAACACUCGUCCCAUCUGAACAGGAACGCACCUCGUUCCCCCGUCCCACAGAGCCUCCCAGUCGCCCCACUCGGGGCAUGCAGAGCCCCUCUGCUCCAAACUGGGGCAGGUCACAGGAGAGGGUUAGCGGGACCCGGGAGCAGGCUGCGUCUGGGCUGGGACUCCCACAGAGCUCAGAGACAAACGACAACCAAGAGGGGGAGAGCAGAGGACAAUCUGUCAGCCAGACUCCCCCUCAUCAGAACAACCCUUCCAUUGUUCAUCCUCCUCACCCCCACAAUGCACCUCACUCCCAGAACUCUCGUCACUCCCAGAAUCCUCCACAGCAUAUUACCCAGAGCCCUCCCCAGAAAAUCCUAGCGAAUGCCACUCGUCUUCAGAACACCCAUCAACACAAUACCCAGAAUGCACAGCAACAAAACAUCCCUCAACAUAUCACUCGAAAUGCCCCACAGCAAGGAUCCCAAAACCCCCACCAACAAAACUCUCAGAACACACCUCCACAUGUGGUGCAUAAUGUCCCUCAACCAAUCUCCAUUCAUGGAAUGCCACAGAGCGCCCCCCAGGGGGCCCAGCCUGGCCCUGGUUCCCCCCAGCCAGCACCUCUCACCUCCCUGCCCCCCAGCCACCCUGUGUCCCAGUUGCCUCCCCAGCCCAGCCCAGAUGACCAGAGGCCAAGCGAGCCCACUAGCAGGAGGGACUCUGGAGGCAGUUCUGGUAACUCCAGCAUGAUGAAGUCUGGACCUCCAAAUGGCAUCUAUAAACAACAGUCGUUCAGUCCCAAGGCACAACAGACACAACCCGGUAACCAGGGGCCAAGGGGACCGGCACCUGGUCACAACCCAGCCAUGCCUCCCCACUCCCAGGGCCAGGACAAUGGAGCCAUGCGUCAAUAUGGCAUGGGCAGCCCAACACAUCUGCACUAUGGUCAACCUAUGGGCAAACCCAUGCCCCCUUCAAAUCAACAGCCUUACCCGAACCAACCUGUUCCCCAGACCAUGAACCCCCACCAUAACCCUGCCGGCUACCCCACCUACCACCAGCAAGGCGCUGCCUAUCCAUACCACAUGGCCCAGCAGCAGCAGCAUCCCCAGGGCCACCCUAACAUGUACCCCCAGUACCAGCAGCAACACUUCUACCCCCAGCCCCAGGGCAACAGCCGGGGGGGCUACCCCUCCGAGGAGUGGCACAGGCAGCAGCAGUACCAGCCUCGCCACCCCAUGCCCUCCAACACCUACCUGCCUGCAACUAGUGCCAACGUCAAUGGGCGCCUGAAGGAGGGCAGCAGCAUGGGCUCCCCCCUGGGCUCUGAGGGCUCCGGGGGCAGCCUGAUGUCCCCCAAUCCCCUGCCCGAGGGCCCCCGUGGAGGAUCUGUGGAGAAGGAGAGUAGGGAGGCCGGCAGCCCUGUGAAGCAUCAGCCUGCUCGGGUGGUGGAGUGCUCAGAGCGGCCAGAGAGCCCCAAAGAGAUCCUGGACCUGGACAGCCACAACGCUGCCGCACGCCGCCGGAGUGCCCAGCCCCCACCUCACGUGGCCAACUUCCUGUACGAUUCCCGAGCAGUGCAUACUGGGAUGCAGCAGGGCGGGGCCCCGCCUCCCCACAUGAUGUCCCAUGCUCCAUACCCCAACCAGCCAGGUUACCCCAGUGGACACUACGCCCCCCAGAGACCCCACCCGCACCUCAUGGAAGCCCUGCACCGGCCCCAGCACCUUCCCUUUCCCCCGGGGCAGACCCGCAUGGCCAUGUACAGACAUCCCCAGGCCGGAGGCCACUUCCAGGGCAUGAUGGUCCAGCAGAGAGGCCUGGCGCCCGAACACUUCCUUCACCCAGGGCAGCAGAUGAUGUCUCCCAGUGGUCCCAGCAGUAAACAGGGAGUUUGAGCAACUCUGGGCGCAGGGUGAAGGACAAAAGCAACAAACACCUGUACACAAAGCAGUGCCUGCAUUUCAUCCAUCCAUGACGAUAACCCGUGUGGUUGCCUGUGUGUCUCCUGUCAUGAGCCUUUAAAUGUGACUGUGCUGUUGGAACCAUGAUGUUCUCUACUGUGGAGCGGCUCAAAAUGGAGUCUUGGCCGUUGUCUUUUCUCUGUCUGUCUGUGUCAAGGGGCACCAGUAACUACUGCUCUCACUGCAUCAGACAGAAGAUAUGCAGUGUGUGCAGACAAGGGAAACAUAUAUUUAUGUGAGAAUCUCUUUAGGGAAUGAGUUCUUUGCCCCUCGGGCUGUCUGUCUGCUUCAUGUGGAAGCCUCACUGAGACUGCCUCUAUGCAGAGACAUGGCUCUGUCUGCCAGUGGACUUCCAGUUCAGACUGUGUACACAGCUGGUCCCUUCCUGCAAGAACAUCUGGAGAUCCUGAUCCUCUGUCUGCAGCCUCACACUGGUUGGACAAAGCUACUGGUCAUUGGGUUCUGGUCAUCUGGAGGAAGACUCUUCCCCUGACUAUAGCUCUCCUAUGGACCUCCAGCCCCUUCGGUCCUGUCCAAACCUCUACAGAAGAGAAAAAUGGAUUCGGUGAUGAGAAGAGGGGGCUGGUGUUAUUGUUUCUUUGGGGGGUUUUCCCCAAAUGUUUUUAAACUCAGGUGUAGAAAAGGAGGAACUUUAAGACUGAAGAGAAGCCGUCAUCAGAACCCUGUCGACAGACGGGCCUUGCCGUUUACUUUUUGUUGAAUGUAUGUGUGAAUGAUAGAUAUAGACCUGCGGAGAGCCUUCUCUGCUAUGCACUAGGGAUAGUCUACACAUGCUGGAGUGGCCUUGGAAUUUUUACGUUGGUGCUUGUUUUAUAUAUAUAUAUAUAUUAGUCGAAGUUGGAAGUUUACAUACACCUUAGCCAAAUGCAUUUAAACUCAGUUUUUCACAAUU
This is a messenger RNA of Oncorhynchus mykiss (rainbow trout), 6050 nucleotides long. RefSeq lists its product as uncharacterized. The record is from RefSeq and is a predicted model, not a curated record. Lineage: Eukaryota; Metazoa; Chordata; Actinopteri; Salmoniformes; Salmonidae. Gene Ontology annotation, cellular component: CERF complex. Gene Ontology annotation, molecular function: protein binding. Gene Ontology annotation, biological process: chromatin remodeling; single fertilization.